This is a messenger RNA of Staurois parvus, 342 nucleotides long. NCBI's taxonomy places the organism in Eukaryota, Metazoa, Chordata, Amphibia, Anura, Ranidae. The record is from the annotation of a GenBank genome assembly.
ACAGAGAGCAGAGUUCAGGGGUGCGCUGUGUACAGAGAGCAGAGUUCAGGGGUGCGCUGUGUACAGAGAGCAGAGUUCAGGGGUGCGCUGUGUACAGAGUGCAGAGUUCAGGGAUGUGCUAUGUACGGAGUGCAGAGUUCAGUGGUGCGUUAUGUACUGUACAGAUUGCAGAGUUCAGGGGUGCUCUAUGUUCCGGGGUGCACUUUGUACAGAGUGAUGAGCUCAGGGGUGCACUAUAUACAGAGAGAUGAGUUCAGUUGUGCUGCAUGACUAAUGAUGGGGACACUGAUGGAGGGACCUCUAAUGAUGGGGACACCGAUGGAGGGACCUGUAAUGAUGGGG